Molecule: messenger RNA, 2278 nt
Organism: Nomia melanderi (Alkali bee)
Lineage: Eukaryota; Metazoa; Arthropoda; Insecta; Hymenoptera; Halictidae
Product: ATP-binding cassette sub-family F member 1
Molecular function (GO): ATP binding; ATP hydrolysis activity
Source: RefSeq, a predicted model, not a curated record
AUAUAUGCACACAGAAAACCGCAGUAUGAUAAAAUAUACUGUUGGCUGGAUGGCGCCACGUGUUUCACGAUUUUCCUCAUUGCCAGGCAUUGCCGUGAAAGUAUGGAGAGUGAGGUUGGGUGAACCAGGUGAGCACGUUUCAGCAUGUCAACUGAUAAGAAAGUCUCGGAUGUCACGGAAAAGAUAUCCGAAAUGGGCGUGGAGGAGCCGGGAAGGAAGCUAACUCAUAAGGAAAAGAAGAAACUUAAGAAACAGCAGGAAUAUGAGAAAACGAUGGAAAUGUUAACCAAGACCGGUGGCCAGGGUCACAGCGAACUCGAAAGCAAUUUCACCGUCUCCCAGUCUCAGACUCAACAACGCACUAAUCAACAAUUAGAGAAUGCCGUCGACAUCAAGGUAGAGAAUUUCAGUAUUGCUGCUAAAGGGAAAGAGCUCUUCACCAAUGCCAGCCUCUUGAUAGCCCAGGGAAGACGUUAUGGCCUGGUAGGGCCAAAUGGUCAUGGAAAAACUACUUUAUUGCGUCAUAUAGCGAAAAGAUUAUUUGCCAUUCCUCCAAACAUAGAUGUUUUAUAUUGCGAACAAGAAGUUAUUGCUGAUGAUACACCAGCUGUUGAAGUAGUACUCAAUGCAGAUGAGAAAUGUAAAGAAUUGUUGACAGAAUGUAAAAAAUUAGAGGGAUUAGUGGAGCAAGGAGACACAUCUGUUCAAAGUAGAUUACAAGAGGUUUAUGAGGAGCUGAAAAUUAUUGGAGCAGAUUCUGCUGAACCACGUGCUAGGAGAAUUCUUGCUGGUUUAGGGUUUAGUCGUGCUAUGCAAGAUCGUGCAACAAAGAAUUUCUCUGGUGGUUGGCGUAUGCGUGUUUCCCUUGCAAGAGCACUUUUCUUAGAACCUACACUAUUAUUGCUUGAUGAACCGACAAAUCAUUUAGACUUGAAUGCUGUUAUUUGGUUAGACAAUUACUUACAAGCUUGGAAGAAAACACUACUUAUUGUUUCUCAUGACCAGAGUUUCCUAGAUAAUGUGUGCACAGAUAUAAUUCAUUUAGAUCAACAGAAAUUGUUUUAUUAUAAAGGAAAUUAUAGUAUGUUCAAGAAAAUGUAUGAGCAGAAAAGAAAGGAGAUGAUAAAAGCAUAUGAGAAACAAGAGAAGAGACUUAAGGAUCUUAAAUCUUCAGGUCAGAGUAAAAAACAAGCAGAGAAAAAACAAAAAGAAGCUUUGACUAGGAAACAAGAGAAAAAUAGAACGAAAAUGCAAAAACAAGAAGAUGAUAAUUCGCCUGCAGAAUUAUUACAGAAACCAAGAGAAUAUAUAGUCAAAUUCAGUUUCCCUGAUCCACCUCCCUUGCAGCCGCCUAUUCUUGGUCUUCAUAACGUGACAUUUCAAUACGAGGGACAAAAACCAUUAUUUAUUGAAGUCGACUUUGGAAUAGACUUAAGUUCCAGAGUGGCUAUAGUAGGACCUAAUGGUGUGGGUAAAUCUACAUUUUUGAAGUUAUUAACCGGUGACUUACAGCCCCUGAAAGGAGAUUUAAUAAGAAAUCAUCGAUUGAGAAUCGGAAAGUUCGACCAACACUCUGGUGAACAUUUGACCGCAGAAGAAACACCGGCAGAAUAUUUGAUGCGUCUAUUUAAUCUUCCGUACGAGAAAGCUAGAAAACAAUUAGGAACAUUUGGAUUAAGUUCUCACGCACACACGAUCAAAAUGAAAGAUUUAUCAGGAGGUCAAAAGGCGCGUGUCGCGUUAGCAGAGUUGUGUUUAAAUGCCCCUGACGUUGUAAUUUUAGAUGAACCGACAAACAAUUUAGAUAUAGAAUCUAUUGAUGCCUUAGCCGAUGCUAUCAAUGAAUAUAAAGGCGGAGUAAUUAUCGUUUCUCACGACGAGCGUUUAAUUAGAGACACGGAAUGUUGUUUAUAUGUAAUCGAGAACCAGCAAAUUAACGAGAUCGAUGGAGACUUCGAUGACUAUAGGAAAGAAUUAUUGGAAAGUCUUGGCGAAGUUAUUAAUAAUCCAAGUAUAGCUGCAAAUGCGGCUGUUCUACAGUGAUCACAUUUGCCUUCAUUGAACUGUUUUUCGAUGGCUUGUAUAAUUGAUCCUUUUUAAAAUGAAUACUCAUUCAGAUCAUCAAAUAUAUUUUAUGUAAUCGGUUCCCUCUCCAUAAAAUCAAUUUUUAUUAUAGAUUUUAAAAUGCGGUCUUCAAUGUUUUUAUUGCGACAGAGUACUUCGUUUACAAUUCAAUAUGAAAUAUGUUAAAAUAAAUAUCAAAUCUGUUACUAAAAUA